CGUCAAAUGUCAAUCUGACGUUUUAGAAGAUAAAGUUCUGUAUCAAUCAGAUGUGUUUUAUGUGAAAAAUAAAACUUCUAUUUUACAAUUAUUUUGCAAAAUGACUUCGGAACCUGCCGAUAUUCAACUAAAAACAAAACGACCUUCAGAUAGUGCUUUUAAACAACAGAGACUACCAGCUUGGCAGCCGAUUUUAACUGCUGGUACCGUUUUGCCAACGUUUUUUGUAAUUGGGAUUGCGUUUAUUCCGGUUGGAAUUGCUUUAUUAUAUUUUUCUGAUGAUGUGAAAGAAAAAAUUAUUGAUUACACGCUUUGUAAUAAAACUACACUUUAUUCGGAUGGAACUUUUGAUGAAACCAAUGAAAAAUGUUCUGAUAUAAUUAGUAAAAAUCGUUCGAUGGAUUGUACCUGUGUUAUUCGUUUUAAUUUAGACGUCGAUUUUCUGGGUAAAGUGUACAUGUAUUAUGGUUUAACGAAUUAUUAUCAAAACCAUCGAAGAUAUGUAAAAUCUAGGGAUGAUAAUCAACUUUUGGGGAACUUGGAUUCAUUAUCAACUGAUUGUAUUCCAUUUUCUGAAGAUAACAGUACUGGUUAUAAUAGACCUAUUGCACCUUGUGGGGCUAUUGCAAAUUCAUUGUUUAGUGAUGAAAUGAAGUUAUUCCAUGUCGUAUCAAAUCGACUCAAAGAAAUUCCACUAUUAAGAACAGGAAUUGCUUGGGAAUCAGAUAGAAACAUAAAAUUUCGAAAUCCACCAGGUGAUUUAGCUCAAGCUUUCAAAAAUUUUAGCAAGCCAAAGGCUUGGAGAAAACCGGUUUAUGAGUUAGAUCUAAAAGAUGAUAAUAAUAACGGAUUUCAAAACGAGGAUCUUAUUGUUUGGAUGAGAACAGCCGCUUUACCUACAUUUAGAAAAUUAUAUCGAAGGAUUAAUCAUACUGAGAAAGGGUAUGUUAAUGGUUUACCAGCUGGAGAAUAUCAUUUACAAAUUGAAUAUAGCUAUGAUGUUAGUUCUUUUGAUGGAACAAAACGUAUGAUUUUAAGUACAACUUCUUUAUUGGGUGGCAAAAAUCCAUUCCUUGGAAUUGCUUAUAUUGUUGUUGGAUGUAUUUGUUUAUUAUUGGGUAUUGCGUUAUUAUUUAUACAUAUUAAAUGUGGAAAAACCACAACUGAAAUGAUAAGUGUUAAUCCUAGGACAGCAUAUUAAAAUGAAUUUUAAAACAUACAUUUAUAAGAUUUUAAAGAUGUCACAAAAGUGCCCUUAGUUUAAUGGAUAAAAAUGUGAAAUAAUUAAUUUAUUUGUAGAUAAAAAAGUACUUAUUUAAGAUUUUUUUAUAAUUUUUUCUUAAGCUUUCUAUUAUGCUUAAAAACGCCUAUUCAUUCCUAAUUCUAUAGCCUCUAAGUAAUGCCAAAAACUUAUCUUAUUAAGUAAUUAAUGUCAGAAAAAAUAAACUUUUCAGUACCCUAUAGUACCUAAUACUAUGUAUAACUUAGCCCUUUUUAGGAUAGUUAAAUCAAUGUGAUCCACUUUAUUUAAUAUAUAAAUAAAAUAUUACACAAUA
This is a messenger RNA of Onthophagus taurus, 1556 nucleotides long. RefSeq names its product cell cycle control protein 50A (gene CDC50). The record is from RefSeq and is a predicted model, not a curated record. Gene Ontology annotation, cellular component: plasma membrane; endoplasmic reticulum; Golgi apparatus. Lineage: Eukaryota; Metazoa; Arthropoda; Insecta; Coleoptera; Scarabaeidae.